This is a messenger RNA of Xyrichtys novacula (pearly razorfish), 7265 nucleotides long. Lineage: Eukaryota; Metazoa; Chordata; Actinopteri; Labriformes; Labridae. The record is from the annotation of a GenBank genome assembly.
AUGACAAACAGACAGAGAGACGACUGGGACAUUUGUAUAAACCUGUGCCCUAUUUGGGGGAACAUUAAAACAAACAAAUGCAAUAAUAGAGAGGUUUUAUUUGUGUUUUCAGAAGUGGAAAUGAAUUCUAAGCGUCCCAGAUCAUUCAUAAAAACGUUGUGCGUCGUGGUGCGCCUCCACAAAAAAGAAGUGAAACACGCUGAGGUGCAGGAGAGCUGGUUUAUAUUGUGGGGAUUGUGUUGUUGUUGGCCGUGUGCUGCGCUCAUCUGUGCGUCAAGCAGCGGCAGCAAUAACAAGGUGCGCGCAGCUGUGCGUGCAGGUGCGCGGCCUCCACCUGCUCAACGGCACAGAGAGAGGGGGAGAAAAGAGACAGGAAGAGAGAGAGAGAGCGAGAGAAAAAGAGAGAGAAAGAGGGAGAGAGGGGAGAAAAGGAAGAGGCGGAGGCUGAUCAAAAGCGUGAUUUUAGAUUGUUUAGGGAAGAGGGGAAAUGUUUCAACGAAUUUACAUCAGUUUUAUCAGCUUUAAAAUGCGCAAAAUGAGAAUUAAAGAUCCUAAAUUUGACAAGUCUAAGAGAAAUGAGAUGGAUAUUUUUUGUCUUAAAGUUUGUUACAUGAACUUCAAACCUUUUAUGUGACAUUACUGAAGUUUCAGAUUAGCAUUUUAGAUGUAAAGCAGAAUUGCAUCCGCGAAUAGAAGAAAAAAAUCGCGAUAUUUAAUCGUAUCUAACGGUGCAUUUAUCGAUACGCAUAUCGAUUUCUGACAAAUAAGACAAUCAGAACAUGGCUAGAAGGAGGAUGAAAACAUCAUCCCACAAAUAUAUUCUUAUAUCAGAGUUGUGUCUUUUCUGAAUUAAAUUUCUAUCAGAGAGAGAGAGAGUUCAGAACUCAUCUUCAUUUGUCUCAUUAUUCCUUGACUAAUUAGCUCCCAGACUGAGACAGGUGUGAGGUCUGAUCCACGCUCGUGUCUGCGUGGCUGCAGACCUGCGUGUUUUAUGAGCCGCUGACUCUCUCUUUUUCUCUCUCUCUCUCUCUUUUAAGCUGUCUGCGUCGCUGCGUAAACUUUCUAUUGGUCUGUCUUGUCUGGUGCGUUCAGGGACAACAGAGAACAAACAAACACAUAAACAAGAUCAUUAAAGAAGCGCCGCUCUUCAAUUGAUCAAAGGGGUCGAAAACGAGUCGGUUUAUGACUCAGAGGUUGCAAUCAGAGCUUUACCUUUCAUCUACUUUUUAAUUAAAAGAAUUUCGGACUCAGUUUUGUUUGUUUUAAUCUAAAUCUGAUGUGACACCCUCAAGAAAUUCAGGCCGACUGAUCUGUGCCGUGAUCAAAAGCAGACCCGCAGCUUCAGAGUCACAUCUGGCGACAGAUGGACACUUGCUGGAAAAAAAAAAAAAAGAGACAAAAGUUGUAGGGACUUUUUGCCGCUAUGUAACGACUCUCAUUGCCAUGUCACCCCUCUCCUUUUCCCUUCCCUCCCUCCUCCCCGACACCCUUCCUCAACUCCUGGCAACAGCAGACAAAGCGGGCGGGUUUUAGUGGUCUCCGCCGGGGCCGAGCAGCCUUUGAUCUGAACCCGUUAAGGAGAAGGAGCCUGGGGGGAGUGAGACCCGGAGGAGGAGGUAAAGUCACCUUAACCUACAUUUUAAACAUUUUCUUUCUGAAGAAUCUAACCACCCUGGUUGUGGUACAAUUAAUUUGCAUACACACCCCUCUUGACUGAGAAGAUGCUGCAGCCUAAUGUACGUUUCCUUUCUGCUGAUGUGCUGUUUGUCCUUACAGACCAGGUAAACAGGCCCCAGGCAGCCUGGACUUUCACAAAAGGGACCUCUAAGCGAUUAAAUCCGCAAGAAGGCAUGAAGGGGCCUUCAAAUGAACAGAGGCCUGCAGGUUUGGUGGGAUACAUGCAUCAGAGAGAGAGAGGCAUCCAUGCUUAUAUUUAACAUGGAAGGGUGCAGACACAGACGCACAAAUUUGGUGCACAAAGAGGGAAAAAUAUCGCCAAAACUGGAGCUUGAUGGGCAAAGAAUUAAAAAAUGAACAAAAGAAUGUUAAAAAAAUAAAUUCUGUAAAAAAAAAAAAUCAAAUCAUUUUGUCUUAAUCUAUGCACACAGGCCAAAAAUGGAGUACAAAAUUAAAGCUGACAGAAAAAAGAAAAAAAAAUCUCAACAUGGGAUUUCUGCUCCUGAUUCGUGCUUCGCCGCUCGUCCUGCCCCUCUGACAGGUUCACUCAGACACAGACAAAAGGUCUGCUCUUAAAUGAAGUUAGUGAUGGUCCACAUGUGCCAGAUCAGUCAGGCAUCGCAGACAGGCCGGCGAGCUCUAUUUCAGAUCAUGCAAAACGCACAGGGAAGAGGAAAAUGAGGAGGAAGAGGAAGAAGAUGGGGCUGCACAUGCGCCUGUCUGCAGCAAGAAGGAAUAAAAUGACGAAACGAAUGACUGGUUUGGAGAGUUUCAUGAAGGGAUAGCUCCCGACAUUGCAGAAUUAAUACAGUGUGUGGUCUUGAACGCCUCAUUGUCAUUGCAGAAAAGGAGCAUGUGAAGGAAACUGCAUUAAAAAGUAGAUUGGCAUUAUAUGAUCGUGCUUUGAAUUUAAUCAGCGUUUGAGGCCCUGUCGUUCAAGCUAUUAUGGCAGGAGUCUUAUUUUGAAAUUUCGUUAAAAUGUGCUGUUUUCUUGGCAGGUAAUUAAUUUGCAAAAAAGUUUUGUGUAAUUCUCGAUGUUUGACAGUAUUCUACUCACUAAAAAAACCUUAUUAAUACUAUUUAAAAAAAAUUUAAUCCUGAAAAUUAAAACCUCAUUCCCUCUCAAAAAGUCCAUAUCAAUUUAUAGAAACAUUUCUAAAUAUGAAGCUCAAUGUUUCAUGUUGCUCAGCCCUGAACCCCUCUGAGCUAAUAGGUUUACUCUUCUCAAACUGUGCUGCAGCUACAAUAACGAGGCAUUUUAUUGCUUCAGAAUCAUCUCUUUUUUUUGCUGCAAUUACUUGGCCAUAUAUUGUCAUUAGAAGUCUAUUAAAACAUCAAGUCAUUAUUUGGGCAUCCCCGGGAGGAGGGAAUUAGAAUAAAACCAUCUCUGCCACACGGGUCCCAUUUAGAUUAAUGGAAAAAUAUGUAAAACAUUUCGUUUUAAUUUUCCUCUGACGGUGUUUUGCAUACAUGCGCUGUCCCUCAUCAUUUAUGAAAGCAAUCUCCAGCAGCACAUUAGCGGCCUGUGAAACACUGCUCGCAGCCUAAUUGAUUCCCGUCACUAUUUUUGGUGAGGUUAUAAUCGUGUUAAUUGUAAUUUACUCUCUCAGGGAAUAGAAAGGAGAGAUGUGUUUAAAGAAGAAGCGGCGCGCGCGCUGAGGAGAUUAUAUCAGCUGCACGCAUAAUAGAAACGUCAUGUAGCAUUACACAGAGGAGGAAGACACACGGAGGCAUUCCUGCAAUCAAAAGAGACGUCAACGAGAUGCUGCGUGGGCUUUCACGCUGUAUUAUGUGAGCUGUGCGCCAAACUAACUUUAUGACACGAAGUCGGUUGCACAUUUCUGAUAUGGAGUCUAUACAUUUUCAUUUUUGGCCAAACUUUAUUACAUCUGAGCAGUUAAAACAAUCUGAAUGAAAUCACAAGUUUAAGUUGGCCUAUAUCUAUCAGACUGAGGUGUGCUUGUUAUUCUACACAUACAGAAUAAAGGGAAACCAGAACCAUAAUGGUAAGUAAAUGUAUGUCUAAAGCUUUGAAAGUCUAAAAAAAGAGUUACUUAAGGGAAGCUGGUGUUAAUUCACAGUUAAUUUUUUGCAUAUUUGCUUGUCUUUUUUUGUCAGGUAACUGAAGAAUAAAAACCGUAGUGGACAUAGUGCAAAUAUCAGAUAACUAAAAUGGAAAAAAAAGCAUUUCUAUCACAGAAUCACUCAAAGGUCUGUUUUGUUUUGCCAAACUUGCCAAAUUAUUUCCUCAUCCUCUUCUGAAGAGUUGCCCUUUUUGCCUCAUCCCUGCAUGAGUCCUUUUCUGAUUCCUCCGCUCAGAGAUGUUUCCUUCUUCCUCACUGUCUGUGUCUGUCUGCAGGACACCUGUUGGUGCAGAGCAGUCAUGAGAAGCUGAGCAGACCGGCCUCCUUCAGCACUGAAGUCACCUGGUGAGCCUGUGUUCAAGUCUGAGUGCUGCACAUUCACAGCAAAGGACUCUGUGGUCUAUUGCGCUGCUUUGGACGGACAGUCCAAGUGGGUUUUAAUUGAACGUUUGAGAGGAGAAAUCUUUGAAACUACAUAUUCAGGCACUAAAUGUUUGAAUUCCUGGUGAUCACAGUUAGAUGCCAGAAUCAUAAGAUCAAUGUUUAUGAAGCAAACCCUUUUUAAAUUUGAGACACAGAAAAGUUUUAAUACUUGGGAGUCAAAGUGGAAGGUGGUGUGGAUUAUUUUGAAAUGUGUCUCUAUUUUUUUUGCCUCCUAACGUCUGAAAUGUUCACUUCUCUGCAUAAAAAUCCUUGCAAACCUAAAAACUACAACUUCAAAAAUAAAUAUGUGAGUUAUCAUGAAGACUUUGUUGAACAAAACUGAGCAGGGCAAAAUUCAUGGCAGAGCAUUUAUAUCAGUUUGCACAACAUUGUGCAAGACAACUUAACCAAGACGGUAAAUGUGCAAAUAAAGAGAGGAGGUUUUGUAUAACACACUAGGGUAAAAAUGUCAAAUAGCACCAGUAUAAUUUAAAAGUCUGCAUGUUCAAUUCUUCAUGAAACAUAGUAAGAUUUCUCUUGCAUCUUCUGUGCAUUGUUUUUUAGAUAAGACUGCAGCAUCAAAUCACAUGCAUGAACAUUUAAAAAGUCACAAAUUCGGACAUUCCUGUUUAAUGACACAGCACAAAUCCAGAUACAUCCCCAAAUCAGAGUGAUCAGUCCAGGCUGCUCACAGUCUGCAAACCGACGAGUGGAUGAAACAUCCCUGAACCCACAUUGAUUUUAAAGUUCUGCAGCAGCUCCACCCAAACAAUGUUUGUGGAUUUAUUUCAUGAGAGGCAAACAUAAUUGCAGAUUUGUAGAGUAUAAUAGUGGUAGUUGGCGAAAACAAACAAACAAGCUGGAUGUGAAUUACCGACAGGCACAAAAAGUGAGCCAGGGGUGAGAGAAGUAUGUGGCUGAAUGCCAACGAGACGGCUUACUGUUGGGGUCUUUGGCUGGGCGCAGGAGUGGUUUCGAUCUUUUUUGUCUGGCCUGGCCCUGGCACCGACCGCCGUCCUGCCCCAGACACAAUAGCUCAUACAGUAGGAGAGAGAGAGGGAGGGAAAGAGAGAGGGAGUGAGGGAUGAGUGGAUGAGGGGCAGGGGAGGUGUGGUGCCUUUCAUUACCAUGGUCACCAAUGGCACUAUUAACCAUUCAACACCCCCCCAAUUAUCCUCCCAUCCGCAGUCAGAGAGACAAAGCCUCAGUCCUGGUCUGCUGGAGCAACAUGGCCACUAAUCUGUCUCACUUCAGCAUCACACCCACUUCACUUCGCUGUCUGUGGAAGUCAGACCAGCUCAGACAUUGCACACAAAUGCAUUGUACUCCCUCAUUUAUUGACUGUGUUUACAAUUCGUCUUCAGAAAGUGCCCCAAACCACUAACCCCUCAGUGGGACGAGUACAGUUAUUUAAUCUGAAUACUUACAAACGUGACCGCACUUUAAAAGGACUUCAAGAAACCUCUUCAGAGGUUAAUUGUCUUGCUCCACUUAAGAAUGUGAAGCUGUGCAAAAAAGGGAUUUUUUUCUGUUGACGCCAAAUAAAGGUGAAUUGUCUUUUAUGUAAAGUUUAGUAUAAGUGGCACAGAUCGAAGUGUUGGCAUGGGAGGUGUUCAAGGAAUCAAAACCUGUCCACAUUUUCUGCCCUUUGGAUAACAUGGGAGAGGAAUCCCCUAUUUUUGUGUUUUUCAAAUACAAAAUACUACUUUGUGUCAUCCUGGAAAUGAUUUGGAGGGUUUCAAUCUUAGGUUUUCUUAAUUUCUUCAAAAAAAAUAGUGAAUCUAUUUUGUUUAUGUUUUGGGGGGAUGUGUUCAUGCAGUAUUUGUUGCAGGGGAAGAAAUCAUUUGAAAAGCAAAAGUGAUAAAAUAGGUGCGUGUCAGGAGUAAAAAGUUCCCACUCCAACAUCAGAGGUGUAAAAUGAGGUGUACAAAAAAGAGGUGUUCAAGAGAAAACAUCUUUUAUAAAUUCUUGAAGAUAUUUUGUUUAUUUAACGGAGGAGUCCCCUGUGCUGCUCUUCAAUUUUUGUAUUUGCUGCACUGUCCUCACAGUUUCAUUUUUGUGGCAUCUUUUGCAGGGGAAAGGGGCUGCAAAUCUCAGUUUUUCUUAAUUUUCUACUUAGUGUUUCACAAAAUAGUAAAUUACUGUUUACUGUAAAAAUAUACAUAAAUAUUUGUUGCAAUUUUCUCUGAAUUUGUAGAAAUACAUAAAAGUUAAAUCAUAAAAAUCAAACAAAAACGUCAGUGGAAUAAUUCAGUGUGAGGUUCCACUUUCCAACAACAGAGGGACAAACUGAGGCGUGAAAAUGAGAGGCAUUCGAGGAAUCAACUUUUCUGAGACUAUUCAGAGCUGUUUUCUAAAUUUUGUUGAUAUGAUGGGGAGUUUUCCAAGGUAGGGGUUCAAUUUUUGUUGUCACUUUGUUUGAUGUCGUGGACUCUGCUUUUGUGUUGUCAUGUUGGUGUUUCUCUUUCAGUUUUAAUUUUAGUGUCUUAUUUUCAUUUGUGUCAUAAAAACAGUAUUUUCCUGUUGUAUCCAGAUACACGUGCUGUCAUCCUGAAUGUUUGUAGCAGCUCAGCUUGUAGGAGUUUUAAUCAAACGUUCAUCAUAAAAUACAAACUUAACAGGUGAAUCUCAUGUCAGAGCAGUAGCUGAAAAUUUAAUGCAGAGUUUGUGUUGAAUGAGAGAUCAGUAGUGAAACAGUGCCGCAGCGUGUGCAUGUAUGCACUGUUUAUUUUUCGUGCAGGUCAUGGUGAGUCAAACGCCGCACGCCUUCUCCAUCAAGACCACAGGCCCGCAGCUGCCACAGAGCGAGCUGCACGUCUUUACUAAGCAGACUGACACACAAAAAAGCUAAAUGGUGGAUUUACGCACUUCCAUUUGGGUGUUAUUUUUUUUUAAGUGAGUGAGACUUUGAUGUUAGGGAGUCAGGGCCUGAGCGGGGGGGCCGAGGCCUGACUGGAGGACUGGGGCCUAAUGAAUAGAUCCCACAACAGUGGCUUGUUGUGUUUGUUUACCCUUUUUUCGCCCAGCUGCCUGGACCGUGGAGAUGGGAGAGCAUUCAUCAUGACCUGGGACACAGACUGA